UUUACCCUGACGUCAGUUUGCAGAACUAGCUCUGCCCUGUCUCCCUCAGCGUCUCCGAAACUCCACUCCGGUCAGAAUUGGGGGGGAAUAGAUGGGCUCCGCUGCUCCGUUGCCACUCGCUCGCCCGGAUCCCACGGAGUGAAUGAAAUGUUUUCCCCCGCACAUUUAAAGUGGACUAAAACAUCUACACGAUGAACACCUGCGCUUUUCUGUUGAUUUUGGCUGUUCAGAUCUACGCCGACGGCAUCGAGGGGCCAACAGCUGCCGGCUGCACGUUUGAAGAGGAUUCAGACCCUAAUCUGUGUGACUUCACCCAAGGGGAGGAGGAUGACUUUGACUGGCUGUUGUUUCGGACUAACAGUUCACCUUCUCCCAGCUUUGACCUCCUGAAGGGGUCGUAUAUGUUGGUGAACUCCUCCCAGCAUGCUGUGGGUCAUCGCGCCCAGUUGCUGCUGCAGUCGCUGAGUGAAAAUGACACUCACUGCGUCCAGUUCAGCUACUUCCUGUACAGCCGCGACGGCCACAGUCCCGGGGCCCUGCGAGCAUACGUGCGAGUUAACGGCGGUCCGCUCGGCAGUCCGGCGUGGAACACGUCUGGAUCUCACGGCAAACAGUGGCACCAGGUCGAGCUGGCUGUCAGCACCUUCUGGCCUAAUGAAUACCAGGUACUAAUUGAGGCGACGGUUUCCAGGGAACGGCGCGGCUACAUUGCCAUAGAUGACAUCAUGGUGCUCAACUAUCCCUGCUAUAAGGCGCCGCACUUCUCCAGGCUUGGAGAUGAGGAGGUCAAUGCUGGGCAAAACGCCACUUUCAGUUGCGUUGCUGCUGGAAGGGCAUCGGAGGCGGAGAAGUUCCUGCUGGAGAGGCACAAUGGCGACAUUUUAACAAUGGCGUCGGUCAAGCACCUGAGUCAUCGGCGCUUUGUGGUGUCUUUCCAGCUAGAUAGCGUCCAGCGAACUGAUCAAGACCUUUACCGCUGUGUCACUCAGUCCCCCAGGGGAUCUGGCGUCUCAAACUUCGCUGAACUCGUCGUCAAAGUACCUCCAUCCCCCAUCGCGCCGCCUCAGCUGCUGCGCGCCGGCUCCACUUACCUGAUCAUCCAGCUCAACACCAACUCUAUCCUGGGAGAUGGCCCCAUUAUCAGGAAAGAGAUUGAGUACCGCGCCAGCCAGUCGCCGUGGUCAGAGGUGCACGGAGUCAACGUGGUCACCUAUAAGCUGUGGCACCUGGAUCCAGACACAGAGUACCACAUCAGCGUGUUGUUGACUCGGCCUGGAGAGGGAGGAACCGGUCCUCCCGGGCCCCCUCUUGUGAGUAGGACCAAGUGUGCAGAGCCGAUGCGAGCGCUGCGAGGCCUCUCAGCCGUGGACGUCCAGUCCCGGCAGUUGUCCCUGCAGUGGGAGAACCUGGCGUUCAAUCUGACGCGCUGCCACACCUACUCGGUGUCCCUGUGCUACCGCUACACCACGGCGGGAGGAGGCGGGGGCCACAACACCACGGUGCGCGAGUGCCUGGCCGUGGAGCACAACGCCUCGCGCUUCACGCUCCGCGAUCUGCCGCCCUACCACGGCAUCCACGUCCGCCUGUCGCUGGCCAACCCGGAGGGGAAGAAAGAGGGCAGAGAGGUCACCUUCCAGACCGAGGAGGACAUUCCCGGGGGCAUCGCGCCAGAGUCGCUCACCUUCACCCCGCUGGAUGACAUGAUCUUCCUGAAAUGGGAGGAGCCUGUCGAGCCCAACGGCCUCAUCACGCAGUAUGAGAUCAGUUACCAGAGCAUUGAGUCGUCUGAUCCAGGAAUCAACGUCCCGGGACCGAGGAGAACAGUUUCCAAGCUCAAGAAUGAGACCUACCACAUGUUCUCCAACCUCCACCCUGGAACGACCUACCUGAUCUCCGUCCGGGCCCGAACGGUGAAGGGUUUCGGCCAGACUGCCCUCACCGAAAUCACCACCAACAUCUCAGCUCCCACUUUUGACUAUGGAGACAUGCCGUCCCCCCUGAGCGAGACGGAGAGCACAAUUACUGUCCUGCUGCGUCCGGCCCAAGGCAGAGGAGCACCUGUCAGCACGUACCAGGUGGUGGUUGAGGAGGAGACUGUGAAGAAGGUGAAGAGGGAGCUGGGGCUUCAGGAGUGUUUCCCGUUGCCCAUGUCGCACGGUGAGGCCCAGGCCCGGGGCACCCCACACUACUACACCGCCGAGCUGCCCCCCAGUAGUCUGCCAGAGGCCAGUCCCUUCACAGUGGGCGACAACCACACUUACAACGGCUACUGGAACAGCCCGCUAGACCCCCGCAAGAGCUACCUCGUCUACUUCCAGGCAAUGAGCAACUUCAGAGGGGAGUCCAGAAUAAACUGCAUCCGGAUUGCUCGCAAAGCGGCUUGCAAAGAUCACCGCAAGGCUCUGGAGGUGUCCCAGCACUCGGAGGAAAUGGGGCUGAUUCUCGGAGUGUGCGCCGGAGGUCUGGUGGUCCUCAUCCUCCUGCUGGGUGCCGUCAUCAUCAUCAUUAAGAAAGGAAGGGACUACCACUCUUAUUAUCCGAAACCGGUGAACAUGAAUAAGACGCCCAUUACCUACCGCCAGGAGAAGAGCCAUAUGGGCUCCAUGGAGCGCAGUUUCACAGACCAGAGCACCCUGCAGGAGGAUGAGAGGAUGGCCCUCUCGUUCAUGGACGCGCACACGUGCGGCACACGAAAUGUGUUUGAUUCAGGUGACGCCCGGAGCUCGGUGAAUGAGGCCAGCAGCCUCCUGGGCGGCUCCCCGAGGCACCAGUGCGGGCGCAAAGGCUCCCCCUACCACACGGGUCAGCUCCACCCUGCCGUCCGAGUGGCUGAUCUCCUCCAGCACAUCAACCAGAUGAAGACUGCCGAGGGCUACGGCUUUAAACAAGAAUAUGAGAGCUUCUUUGAUGGCUGGGACUGCACAAAGAAGAAGGACAAGACCAAAGGGAGACAUGACACCUUGCUGGGAUAUGAUCGCCACAGAGUGAAGCUCCAUCCUCUCCUGGGGGACCCCAACUCCGACUACAUUAAUGCAAACUACAUUGACAUUCGGAUUAACAGGGAAGGCUACCAUCGAUCCAACCACUUCAUCGCCACUCAGGGGCCCAAGCAGGAGACUCUGUACGAUUUCUGGAGGAUGGUGUGGCAGGAAAAUUGCUUCAGCAUCGUCAUGAUCACUAAGCUGGUGGAAGUUGGAAGGGUGAAAUGCUGUAAAUACUGGCCUGAUGACAGCGAGAUGUACGGGGACAUCAAAAUCACUCUGCUCAAGACGGAGACACUUGCUGAGUACACAGUCCGCACCUUCGCCUUGGAAAGGAGAGGAUACUCAACCAAGCAUGAGGUGCGUCAGUUCCACUUCACGUCCUGGCCUGAACACGGUGUGCCCUAUCACGCCACGGGACUGCUGGCUUUCAUAAGAAGAGUGAAAGCCUCUACGCCUCCUGACGCUGGACCAGUGGUGGUCCACUGCAGCGCGGGUGCGGGCCGUACCGGCUGCUACAUCGUGCUGGACGUCAUGUUGGACAUGGCCGAGUGUGAAGGCGUGGUGGAUAUCUACAACUGCGUGAAAACCCUCUGUUCCCGACGCAUCAACAUGAUCCAGACAGAGGAGCAGUACAUCUUCAUCCACGAUGCCAUCCUGGAGGCCUGCCUGUGCGGAGAGACGGCCAUCUUGGUGAACGAGUUCGCCGUCACCUAUAAAGAGAUGCUGCGGGUGGAUUCCCAGAGUAAUUCCUCUCAGCUGCGGGAGGAGUUUCAGACGCUCAACUCUGUGACCCCCCACCUGGAUGUGGAAGAGUGCAGCAUCGCCCUGUUGCCCAGAAACCGGGAGAAGAACCGCAGCAUGGACGUGCUGCCGCCCGAUCGCGCCCUGGCCUUCCUGGUUACGACGGAAGGGGAGAGCAACAACUACAUCAAUGCUGCUCUCGCGGACAGCUUCCAUCGGCAGGCCGCUUUCAUCGUGACCCCCCACCCCCUGCCCGGCACCACGGCCGACUUCUGGAGGCUGGUUUUCGAUUAUGGCUGCACGGCCGUGGUCAUGCUCAACCAACUCAACCAGUCAAACUCUGCUUGGCCCUGUGUGCAGUACUGGCCGGAGCCCGGUCUACAGCAGUACGGGCCCAUGGAGGUGGAGUUUCUGUCCAUGUCGGCAGACGAGGAUGUCAUCACUCGACUGUUUCGGGUCAAGAACGUCACAAGGCUCCAGGAGGGCCAGCUGGUGGUGUGCCAGUUCCAGUUCCUGCGCUGGUCGGCGUAUCGCGACGUCCCCGACUCCAAGAAGGCUUUCCUCAACCUGCUGGCGCAAGUGCACAAGUGGCAGAGGGAGUGCGGGGAAGGACGCACCAUCGUGCACUGCCUCAACGGGGGCGGUCGUAGCGGGAGCUUCUGCGCCUGCAACAUCCUCCUCGAAAUGAUCCAGUACCAGAACAUGGUGGACGUCUUCUAUGCCGUGAAAACUCUACGCAACUGCAAACCCAACAUGGUGGAGUCCCUGGACCAGUAUCGAUUUUGCUAUGACCUUGUCCUGGAGUACUUGGACUGCUUUGAAGGCAGAUAGCAACUAAAUGUUUACCGCAGCGGCAGUAUCCCCUGUGCUGGAGAUUUGAUUUAAGGCCACCUGGUGACCGCCUUCUACUUUAAUGUUUGGACCUGUGGACUUGGUUUUCGAAAAGGACUGCAGAGGAAGGAGAGGAGAGGAAAAGAAAAAAAAAAGAAGAAAAAAAAAACGUGGUCAAGGUUCUAACUUUUAACCUUUAAUGUACAGCCGUGAUUUCCUCCUUGUUGGUGAUGUUUAUCUCUUUUGAUAUUUUUUUGUGUGUUUUUCUCGGUCCUCUUUGCCUCUUUGACUGAAUCUCGUGUUAAGGGUUUACUGUAGCAGCAAAACAACAGAGAGUUCUCGGCUGCGAAAUGGACCUGUCUGUUGUGAAGAGGGGUCACCUUGGCUGCGUUUCAUCGUUUCGCUGGGACAGUGAGAAGGCUGGAUGUGAUUCCAGAAUUACAGCAGCAUUAUCUAAAGCAUUAUCUUUUUUUUUUUUCUUAAGAGCUACAUACAACAGUGGUUCUCUGUGGUUGUGGCAUGACUUAUCUCCCAUACCAUAAACUGCCUUAACGACAGAACAGACUCAUUCGGAUCGCUGAAUGAACGUGAAAAGAGACUCGCAGGACAGACCAGCCCAGUAUCCAACAGCAGCGAUGCAGAAACUGUACAGUAGUGCAACGUGUUGUAUUUUGCCAUAAUGUUUGUGCUGGAUUACCGUGUGUGCUAUCGGUGAGCGCGUCCAGGGGACCGAAGCAGCGGACCUGGUGCCACCACGGGAGAUUCUUGUCUCAUUACUGUCACAGUGCCAAUCCCGCUGACCGACUUGAAUCCCUCACUUCGUUCUGCUGCUUCAUCUUGACAAACGCCUACGAAACGUACACGUGUACCGCAUCAGAUAAUGUUCUUGCUCUGAAACUAUUGUUUGUAUUUUAUACACAGUGGGAGAGGAAAGGGAGCAGGGGGAAACAUAGCGAGAUGUCAUAGUGUUGAUGUGAAAAAUGAUGUUCCAUUAAUGCUGUGGUGAAGUGUCUCUUUUACUCCUUUGUUGUCUGAGGCAUCUGGUUAUACUGUAAACUGUUGAUGCAAGCUAAGCCAGUUUGGAUUAUAUCACAACCCUUUCAGGGGUCUGACGCUCAUUCUGCUAAUUCUGACAUGAAGUUGUUGUGUUGCAAAAAAAAUAGAAUAUAUAUAUAUAUGUAUAUAUAUAUAUAUACAUACAUAUAUAUAUAAAGGGGCAUUACAAUUGUGCAAAGGAGGGAGUAAAAAAAUGCUACCAUUUUUUCACAUUCGUGAUCAUCUUAUUAAAAGUAAAACAAAAAAACAAAAAAAAAAGAUGAAAAGGAAGAAUAGUAUUGUAUUGUGUGGCGUAGUGGACAAAUUAAUAAAUAAAUAAAGACAUCCACUAUUUUCAGCUACUGGCCAGUGCCUGGAGAGCACUCUCUAUGACUGAAUCUAUGACUGAAUCAGCGGUAGAUAUUGCCAGGUUAAAAUCUGUGAUACACAUAAUGAUCUGAGUCAGCUUUGAAACAUCCUCUGGAACGGCCUCUUCACUCAGAAAACAAGCUGUCUUUAUAUAUAUACAUAUAUAUAUAUUUUUUUUUUUUACAGGGUUUUGUCCCAGAAUCACAAAAAUAUCUUUUACGCUCCAUUAUAACCCUUUAAAAUAUGCUAUGCUCGGCAAAAAAUCCUUUGCGUGCGGGUUUUACAGAGAUGGCCGUGAAGGUAGCACUCCAGUGACGGGCCUAAGAAACGCGCCUUGAAGCCCGGAGAGGCUGAGAAAUGACAGCUGGGCGAACGUUGGCUGCUCGUUUGCGGCUCACAGUCUGGUUCAGGUGGGAACACCGGAAUAUGUGGUACCAACAUCACCAGGCUCUCACAGAAUUACUAACAGAGCAGCUUUGUUUUUGAUGAGGAUGGAGAAUGACAUAGCUAUGGUGUAGUCGGUGAUCUGACAAGCGUAUUGCUGGAGGAAGUGCCUGGACACUUUUUCUCGAGAGUGGAAGGAAUGUGUACAUACAGAUGUAUAUUAUGUUCUGUGAAUACUAUGUGAAUAAUAUGCUAUAUGUUUGCCCAGAGUAAAGACAUACAGUAAGUAACCACUACAUAACCGCAAAGCUGAAUGUGCUGUAAAUGACCAUUUUGUGAGAUUUUUGCCAGAACUUUUAACAACUGAGUUUCUGAGUGUCCCAACAGGUCGCAUGUGUGGAUCCAUAGUCUGCUUCACAUUUCAUUUAAAUGAUUUCAAAAUAUCCUGAUCCACGUUAUGUAUUUCAUCCAGCAGUGCGUGAUUGCGUUGUACUUUUACCAUUCCAAAGCUUUUUUUUUAAUUAUUAUUAUUAUCAUUAAUAUGACUGCUUUCUGAACUGCCAACAUAGGAUCAUCAAUUUUUACCCUUUCGUUUCUGUAUGAACCAACAGUUUUUGUGUAUUUGUGGGGACAAGAUGUGUAUUUAAUGAUAGAUAUGGAGAAGAAAAAUGUAUAUCGGGGGUCAGAAAGGGGGUUUCUGCUGAAGGAUAACAGCGUUUAACAAUAAAAGAAGAAGGGGGAUAAAAAAAAAAAA
Mugil cephalus (flathead mullet) is the source of this 7098-nucleotide messenger RNA. RefSeq names its product protein tyrosine phosphatase receptor type Ub (gene ptprub). NCBI's taxonomy places the organism in Eukaryota, Metazoa, Chordata, Actinopteri, Mugiliformes, Mugilidae. Gene Ontology annotation, biological process: protein dephosphorylation. Gene Ontology annotation, cellular component: membrane. The transcript is spliced from 31 exons. The coding region runs from base 192 to 4556 and encodes 1454 amino acids. Gene Ontology annotation, molecular function: protein binding; protein tyrosine phosphatase activity. The record is from RefSeq and is a predicted model, not a curated record.